CGCGACCGCCGCCAAAAACCCUCAAAACCACCGGCGGCGGCGGCGGCGGCGUGCGGCGUGCGGCGGAGGAGAGAUGGCGACGCGGGUGAAGGACGUGGCGCGGCGGUCGAGCAAGAAGUACAUCGAGGAGGCGCUGUACCGGCGCCUGUUCCGGCGGGGGUCCACGCCGCAGGCCGUGCGGGAGGAGGUGGACGGCUUCCUCGACAGCCGGAAGCGCGCGUUCAAGUGGGAGGUCGGCGUCUGCGUCCGCCGCCUCCGGAAGCAAGCGCUCUACCGCCCCGCCCUCAAGCUUUCUGAAGUCAUGGCAAGAAGAGGCAUGAAUCCUACUGUCAGUGACCAGGCAAUCCGCCUUGAUCUUGUUGCCAAAUCAAGAGGCAUCGCUGCUGCUGAGAAGUACUUCCUGGACCUUCCAGAAACUUCAAAAACUCAUCUCACAUAUGGUGCUCUUCUUAACUGUUACUGCAAAGAAUUAAUGACUGAGAAGGCUGAGGCCCUAAUGGAAAAAAUGAAGAAACUCAACUUUGCUUUCACUGCCAUGUGCUAUAACAGUUUAAUGACACUAUACACGAAAACCAACCAACAUGAGAAGGUCCCAAGCGUCAUCCAGGACAUGAAAGCUGAUGACGUGUUGCCUGAUAUAUAUACUUAUAAUGUUUGGAUGAGGGCACUUGCAGCUCGUGAAGACAUACAAGGGGUUGAGAGGGUGAUUGAAGAGAUGAAGCGGGAUGGUCGUGUGACUCCUGAUUGGACAACCUACAGUAACCUGGCUUCCAUAUAUGUUGAUGCUGGACUGUUUGAGAAAGCAGAAGCUGCUCUUAAGGAGCUAGAGAAGCGGAACACUAGCAAUGAUCUUGAAGCAUACCAGUUCCUCAUUACGUUAUAUGCGAGAACUCAAAAUUUAGUGGAAGUUCAUCGUAUCUGGCGAUCAUUGAAGCGGAAUCAGCCUAGAAUGGCAAACAUGAGUUACCUUAACAUGAUUCAGGCUUUGGCAAACUUGAAGGAUAUAUCUGCUGCUGAGUCCUGUUUCAAAGAGUGGGAAGCUCGGCACAUCCACCCAGCUAAGACUAACACAAAGGACUCCGGGACAACUAAAACAUCUAACAAUGAGUCUGCUGCAAAGGCAACCAAUGAUAAGGGCACAGAUGAGACUGAUGUGAAGCAUCCCAAAUAUGACAUCCGGGUUGCAAAUGCCAUGAUCAAAGCAUAUAUUACAGAGGGUAUGUUUGACAAAGCUGACGCUGUCAAGAAGCGUGCCAAGAUGCGUGGUGGAAGACUCAACGCCAAGACCUGGGAAAUUUUCAUGGAAUAUUAUCUCAAGGCAGGGGACCUCAAGAUGGCUCACUGGUGUGCUGACCGUGCAAUCAAGAAAGGGCACAGCAGUGGCAGGAUUUGGGUGCCACCGACUGAUGUGACCGAUACCUUGAUGGAUUACUUUGAGAAGAACAAAGAUGUAGACGGAGCUGAGAAAUUUGUUCUGACAUUAAAGCAUGUGAAAAAGGAUUUGGGCGCAGUGGUGUUUGAAUCCUUGAUCCGGACAUAUGCAGCUGCUGGAAAGAAGCUACCGGGGAUGCGUCACCGCCUGAAGAUCGAAAAUGUGGAAGUCAGCGAGGAAACUGCCAAGCUGCUUGAUUCUGUCUGUGUUGACUAUUGAUCAGUGUACGGCCCUUGCAUUUGGAUUAUGUAAUAACAUCAGCAUGCAUGCAAAUUCAAAAAGGUUCUUUUGCAAAACCUGUAAUGUCACUGUAUGAUGAAGUUUAGCACAACAUUUAUUUUGGUUUCUCAGCUCCUUCUACAUAGUACUCGGAUGCGAAUGGUUAGGUUUGAAAUCCCUUUUCUUUUCAGUUCUCAUACCUCAUACCUAUGGACUAUUACACUGUCUUGUUAGGAUGUUUUGUGAUAUCGUGUAUUCUGACUGCGAUAUCUUGGACUCUUUGAUGUGAACUAUAUAAAUGAAGAAAAUGAUUCUCUUGGCA
Messenger RNA from Oryza brachyantha (malo sina), 1973 nucleotides. RefSeq names its product pentatricopeptide repeat-containing protein At1g60770. The transcript is spliced from 2 exons. Bases 74 to 1651 code for a protein of 525 amino acids. Gene Ontology annotation, molecular function: protein binding. Lineage: Eukaryota; Viridiplantae; Streptophyta; Magnoliopsida; Poales; Poaceae. Gene Ontology annotation, cellular component: mitochondrion. The record is from RefSeq and is a predicted model, not a curated record.